AUGGAGCAGAUCAUCCGCUGCCUGCAUUCCCCCGAGUGGGAAUACGAUCUCGAGGCUGGUGAACCCGGUUCCCAGCCGCUGAAGGAAUUCAAGCUCUCUUGGGAGGAGUUCAUAGACCACGUGAUCAAGGAAUGGAAGACUCUCAACCUUGUUAGCGCCCUCUUACUCACGGCGAUCCUAACUCUGUUCCAGAUCGAAGUGUCGAACGAACCGGUGACGCAUACUUGUGGGCUAUUGAGCCUCGUCUGUGCGCUCAUGAGCCUCAUAUUCGGGUGCAUGUACAUCAUCCGCUUCUCGACGAUGCGUCCCAUGUCCAAAGCUGCUCGCUGGGCCCAGGCCGCCCAAGCAUCCCAAACCAACCCAAUCUGGAACGUCUGGAUCUUCCUCGCCAUCCCAGCCGUCUUCCUCGCCUGGUCUCUAAUCUUCUUCAUCGCCACCAUCCUAGCAUACACAUGGACGUCCGAUCCCAUCGUCCCACCCGAAUACCUCACUGCCCCCAGCUCGUGGAUCUCGAGAUCCUUCGUCUCCGCCGUGGUGGGACUGGGGGUGCUCGCAUUUUGUGGGGUGAUAAUGACCUUUAAGAGCUACUCGGACGAGGGAACGGUCACUCCGGCACCGUUUGGGAGCCCGUUGGUGAAUGUAGCCAGUCCGAGGAGCUCGAAUGAGCAGGGUCGCGCUCCUGUGGCUGGAGGGGUGGGGGGCACACCGGCCUCGGCGUCGGGGACGAUUACGGGAACUGGAGGAACUGGGGGAACCGGGACUGGGAAUGCGGCCGGUAUGGGUACGCCGAGUAGGACGGGAUUCGCCUUGGGGGAAGAGCGUACGUUGGGCUUGGGACUUACAGGGGUGGUGAGGGGGAACGGACAUGGGCCUGGGCCUGGGAAUGGCAAUGGCAAUAGCAAUGGGGGCGUGGGGGUAGGGAAGCUGACCUGAGGGACUGGUUAUGUUGCAUACAUUCA
Molecule: messenger RNA, 959 nt
Organism: Dacryopinax primogenitus
Lineage: Eukaryota; Fungi; Basidiomycota; Dacrymycetes; Dacrymycetales; Dacrymycetaceae
Exons: 3
Coding region: 1-933 (310 amino acids)
Source: RefSeq, a predicted model, not a curated record